Apis mellifera (honey bee) is the source of this 2222-nucleotide messenger RNA. Its product is annotated as polycomb protein EED. NCBI's taxonomy places the organism in Eukaryota, Metazoa, Arthropoda, Insecta, Hymenoptera, Apidae. Gene Ontology annotation, biological process: negative regulation of transcription by RNA polymerase II. Bases 429 to 1712 code for a protein of 427 amino acids. Gene Ontology annotation, molecular function: protein binding; nucleosome binding. The transcript is spliced from 3 exons. The record is from RefSeq and is a predicted model, not a curated record. Gene Ontology annotation, cellular component: ESC/E(Z) complex.
AGAAAAUGGCAUAUCGUUGUACAUCAAUGUGAGCUUAUUGAUGAAGUUAUACGUUUGAAUUUAAAUCUUAGCAUAGAUUUUAUUAUUUUUGUUUUUGAUUGGAAAACUACACAUUCUUUGUCUGAAAAACAAAUAUUAGUCUUAUAGAUGAACAUUAUAUUAUUUCUGGAGCUGUAUGUCUUAUAAAUUGCAGAGGGAUUUCAAAUAGUAUGGGAUUAACUUCUCAUAAAUCAGCAAAAAUAAGAGAGAAAUAUAAUAUUCGAUUUUUGUCUGCUAAUAUUUUUAAGCCACAAAUUUGUGUUCAAUUAGGUAAUAGAAUAUUAAAUUUAAUAGAAGCUGUAUUGGGUAUAACAAGUGGAAUUCCUAUUAUUGGACGGACUAAUGAUAUAGAAUUUUAUAAAACUUGAAUUUAUAGUUUUAAUAUUGAAAUGAAGAAGACAAGCAGCAAAAGUCAAACAUAUGCCUCUAGUCAAGAAGAUAGUGAAAAUGAUAGUGAUGAAACUGAAUGUAGUAUUGGUAGUAAUUCAACAGCUGGUACUCAUCGUAGUGAUACACCUACCCGCAGUGCUCGUUAUAGAAGAAAAGGACGACGUAGAAGUAAAACGGCAAAAUAUAAACCAUGUACAGAUAAACCUCUUUAUAAAUAUUGCUGCAGUAUUAAAGAAGACCAUGGACAGCCAUUGUUUGGAGUACAAUUUAAUCAUCACUUAAAAGAAGGUGAACCAUUAAUAUUUGCUUCUGUGGGAAGCAAUCGAGUAAGCAUUUAUGAAUGUCCACAAGGAGGAAAUAUUAGAUUACGUCAGUGUUAUGCAGAUCCUGAUCCAGAGGAAAAUUUUUAUACUUGUACUUGGACUUAUGAUGAUUCUGGAAAACCUUUACUAGCAGUAGCUGGAUCACGUGGUGUUGUAAGAGUUAUAAGUCCUGUAACUAUGACUUGCAUCAAACAUUAUAUUGGUCAUGGUCAUGCAAUAAAUGAAUUAAAAAUUCAUCCUAAAGAUCCAAACAUAUUGCUUUCAGCAUCAAAAGAUCAUGCUCUUAGACUAUGGAAUAUAAAAACUGAUGUAUGUAUAGCAAUAUUUGGUGGUGUAGAAGGUCAUAGAGAUGAAGUAUUAAGUGCAGACUUUGAUAUGAAAGGAGAACGUAUUAUUUCAUGUGGUAUGGAUCAUGCUUUAAAAUUAUGGUCAUUAGAUAAAUCAGAUAUGCAAGAAGCAAUAAAACAAUCCUAUUAUUGUAAUCCUAGUCGUAAUGGAAGACCUUUUGAUUCAAUACUUCAACAUUUUCCGGAUUUUACUACACGUGAUGUUCAUCGUAAUUAUGUUGAUUGUGUUAAAUGGUAUGGUGAUUUCAUUUUAAGCAAAUCUUGUGAAAAUUGUAUUGUUUGUUGGAAACCAGGACGGCUAGAAGAUUCUCAAUUACGUAAUGGAGAAACAAGUGCAACUGUCUUACAUAGGUUUGAAUUUAAAGAAUGUGAUAUAUGGUUUAUCAGAUUCUCAAUGGAUUUUUGGCAACGUACAAUAGCAUUAGGAAACCAAGUGGGUAGAACAUAUGUAUGGGAUUUAGAAGUUGACGAACCUGGUCAAGCACGCUGUUACUCACUUCAGCAUCCUAGAUGUACUGCACCUAUACGUCAAACUAGUUUAAGCAGAGAUGGUUCAGUUUUAUUAUGUGUUUGUGAUGAUGCUACUGUAUGGAGAUGGAAUCGUGAACAUUAAUAUUUCCAUAAUACAGGGUGAUUCUUUCUCUAUUGUUCCCAAAAGCAAUGUCAUUAAUCAUACAUUUUCAUUUUUGUUACAUACAUAGAGUUUAUAUCACCCUGUAUAUAAAGUGGUGCCUUUAUAUUUACAUAAUAUGCUGUAUUUUAAAUGCUUAUUACUGCCUUUAUAUAUACUAUAAAUAGUAAAUUAUAAAUUUAUAUUAGUGUUUUAUAACUAAUAAUUUUAUAAUUCUAUAAUAAUAAUUUUGAUUCAUAAGUAAUUUAUGAAAAAAUUAAAAUUCACAUAUUUAUAUAUUUUAUUACUAAUUAUAAUAUCCUUUUCAUAAAAAAAAUAAGGAAUUAAUUUUUUAUAUAAAAAACAUAUAAAAAGAUUUAACAUAAUUAUUAUGUUAAAUCUUAUAGCACUUAUAGCAAUUAUAGAAAAUAUGCAUAAGUCUAAUUUUUUCUACAUAAUAUUUUGUGCACUAGUAUGAUUAUUCCAUAAAAUAAAGUUAUUUUAUAUAUAUAU